Messenger RNA from Tetranychus urticae (two-spotted spider mite), 5858 nucleotides. Its product is annotated as intersectin-1. Gene Ontology annotation, molecular function: guanyl-nucleotide exchange factor activity; protein binding; calcium ion binding. Lineage: Eukaryota; Metazoa; Arthropoda; Arachnida; Trombidiformes; Tetranychidae. The record is from RefSeq and is a predicted model, not a curated record. Gene Ontology annotation, biological process: endosomal transport; clathrin-dependent synaptic vesicle endocytosis. Gene Ontology annotation, cellular component: plasma membrane; cytoplasm; presynaptic membrane.
UUAAACAAACAAUAACGAUGUGUUAGAUUUGAUACUUAAUUUGUUGUACUUCUUACUUUUCUAGUAUUUUAUUUAUCGCACUUAUCUUGAUUCUAAUAAUUUGAACUAUCUUUAUGAGUUUAUAAUAGUUGAUGAUAUUGAAAUAUGAAAAAUUAACCCUUGAUCAUUGAAUAGAUGUUUAUCAAUAAUUUUAAACAUUUGACUAUCCCGCGUUUGUUUCUGCAAAAAUAUUUAAUACCACCUAUCAUAACAUAUAACAUACGCAGCGUCAUUGUCACUUAGCAUCUGGUUCCUGCGAAGCAACUGUCCACUUGAUAUAAUUAUUUUUUCUAUCGAUAUUUAUUUAAUUUCACCUUAAUUUAUUGUUUCAUUUCAAACCAGUUACAUUCUUUGUGGUCCAAAGUUACUGUUUAUCGAGUCACCAAUAUCAAUAAUGAUAAAUUUUCCACCAUUAACCGGCUCUGACGGCAGUGCACAAGCCGAGGAGUGGUUGAUUCCUCAAUCAACAAAGUUAAAAUACACUCAACUAUUCAAUACACACGAUCUUACUAGAACUGGAUUUAUUUCUGGACCACAAGCAAGGAAUAUUUUUCUUCAAUCUGGUCUUCCUCAAAAAGUGCUAGCUCAAAUAUGGGCUUUAGCAGAUUAUGAUGUUGAUGGAAGACUAACUUGCGAAGAGUUUAUUCUGGCAAAUUAUCUUAUUGAGCGUGUACAGCGAGGUGAACAAAUACCCACAGUUUUACCUCCUGAAUUAGUGCCACCAGCCCAAAGAAAAUCAAGUGUUGGUUCUGCAUAUUCACCUCCCAAUGGCUUAAAUGAAUGGGCGAUUCCUCAAGCAACAAAGUUAAAAUACACUCAAAUAUUUAACACACAAGAUCUUACUAGAACUGGAUUUAUAUCUGGACCACAAGCAAGGAAUAUUCUUCUGCAAUCUGGUCUUCCUCAAAAAGUGCUAGCUCAAAUAUGGGCUUUAGCCGAUCAGGAUGUUGAUGGAAGACUAACCUGUGAAGAAUUUAUUCUAGCAAACUAUCUUAUUGAGCGUGUACAGCGAGGUGAACAAAUACCUACAGUUUUGCCUCCUGAAUUAGUGCCACCGACCCAAAGAAAAGCCAGUGUUGGUUCUGCAUAUUCCCCAUCUAAUGGUUUAAAUGAAUGGGCAAUUCCUCAGUCAACAAAGUUAAAAUACACCCAAUUAUUCAAUUCGCAUGAUCAAACUAGAACAGGAUUCAUUUCUGGGCCACAAGCAAGGAAUAUUCUUCUUCAAUCGGGUCUUCCUCAAACAGUUCUAGCUCAAAUAUGGGCUCUAGCUGAUUAUGAUGUUGAUGGGAGAUUAACUUGUGAAGAAUUCGUUCUAGCAACUUAUUUAAUUGAUAUUGUAAAAGCAGGUAGUCCUUUGCCUACAGCGUUACCUCCAGAAUUGAUUCCACCUAGCCAACGUAGACGAUCAUCAUCCGUUACCUCACAAUCAUCUGUUACCUCACGCGGUCUUGCUACAUCAGCCAGUCUCAUCGGAUCAUUAGAUGAGAUCAAUGUUGGAGCUGAUAGUAAGAAUAAUAUUACUACUUUUGAAGACAAAAGGCGAGAAAACUUUGAAAAAGGUCAAGCUGAACUAAUAAAACGACGUCAAAUGUUACUUGAACAGCAAAAAAGACAAGAAGAAGAACGUGAGAAGAAGGAAAGAGAAGAACAUGAAAAGAGAGAACGAAUAAGGUUGGAAAAGGAAAAAAGGAAACAACAAGAAUUAGAGAAACAAUUACAAAGACAAAGAGAACUCGAAGCUGCUAAAGAGGAAGAAAGGCUUAAGCAACUGGAGCAGAGAGAAGCUGCUCGACGCGAAAUGGAAAGACUCAGAAUGAUUGAACUGGAAAAUCAAAGAAAACAAGAGAUGCUUAAUCAAGAACAGGAAACUGCAGCUCAGUUAAAAUCCAAGAAAAAGAGUUUGAUGAUCGAUUAUGAACAAGUUUGUAACCAAUUUAAUCAAUUACAAGAGCAAGUGAAUGAAUCAAGGAAAAAAGUUAAUGACUGCAAGACGGAAAUUGACAAAAUGAGAGCUGAACGAGAUGUCAAAUUGAAAGAAAUCAAUUUUCUUAAAACUCAGAUGAAAACCCUACAAGAUCGACAACUUUUAAUUGAACAAGAUAAAAUCAGUUUUUCAGCGCAGUUGAAAGAUCUAGCUACUAACAAUAUUACUGGUAUUACUGACUCUGCCCAGUUUGCACUUCAAAAUAAAAAGAUAAAAAUUUCACAACUCAAAACCCAAAUUGAAGAAUGUGAAAAAGAAAAACUGUCGAAAAGUAAAGAUAUGCAAAACAAAAGUGCUGAACUCAGACAGUUGAAGGAAAAGUUUGAAACGUUAAUCAGUAGGGUUAAGGCCUUACAGGAAACUUAUGACCGUCAAAUACAAACAGCUAAUGAAAUUGUCAAGAGUAAACAGAAACAGAUAGAUAAACCUGUCGAAAGUGCUUGGAGUGAACAAGGAAAUGAUGCCUGGAAUACCGCUCAUGAUGCAUGGCCAACUACCGAUACCAAUUCCAACUUUGACGCUUUCUCAGCUGACUUUCAAGCUAGUUUUCCAGCAAGUACAACACAAAAUUCUGAUCCAGGGACUAAAUACCGUGCAGUUUUUGCUUUUGAAGCUAGAUCUCAAGAUGAAUUGACAAUUAAAGAUGGUGAUAUUAUUAUAGUUAGGCCUGACCCAAAUGCUGCACCCGGUUGGUUACAGGGUGAACUUGAUGGAAAGAUUGGUUGGUUCCCUGAGGCUUAUGUUGAACCUUUAGAAUCAACGGAAACUCCAAUUCUGCAAGCUCAGGAUGCUUUCCCUGAGCCUGAAGUAGCUUCAGAUACUUUAUUCAGACAACAAGUUAGCACAUUCGAAGAGUCUAAACCUAUUGACUCAGGAUUCUUGGAUAACCUUACAACAGCAGUAGCAACAACAACAACAACAACAACAGAAACUCCUGCAGAGACUUAUAUUGACAUAAGCAUGCGAAGUUUCCCAUUGAAUGCAGUAGCAUUAUAUGAAUGGUCAACAUCCGAACCUAAUCAUUUGACAAUCAAUAAAGGAGAUAUUAUCAAUGUUAAACAGCUCAAAGAUGAGUGGCUUUUAGGAGAAAUUGUUGACAGAAGAGGGUGGUUCCCAAAGUAUAUCGUUAAACCUAUUUCAGGAAAUAUUGCAUCUGAAACAGACUUAGAACCCAUAUAUCAUGUUUCAAUGUAUCCAUUCCAAUCUUUAGAGAUUGGAGAUCUUGCAUUCGAAGCCGGUGAAUUAAUCAAAGUAAUCAAAAAAGAAGGAGAUUGGUGGUCAGGUGAAAUCACACCUGAUCGUAUUGGUAUAUUCCCAUCUAAUUAUGUCAGAGAAGCUAUGGUUGAAGAAUUGCCGAUACCAUCAACUUUUGCACCUCCACUUGCGGUGCCUGUGACAAAGACAAUAAGUUUAGAGAGGAAGGACUCGGAUACUCCAUCUCGAUCAGAAUUUGCGGCUAGUCCAGCUCGUUCUGUUGAUAGUCCCAAAUUAAAGAAGGGUAAACUUAAAAAACCAGAAAUCGUUCGUGUUAUAGCUCCUUAUAAAGCAACUGGGCCUGAACAGCUAAACUUAGAAAAAGAUCAGCUAAUUCAAGUUCGCAAAAAGAAUGCAUCUGGCUGGUGGGAAGGAGAAAUUCAAAUCAAAGGACAGAAACGUCAAAUUGGAUGGUUCCCUGCAUCAUAUGUAAAAUCUUUAUCUGGUUCUGGUGCCGGCUCUGGAGGAAGUUCAGCUCGAUCAACUCCAGAUCCAAAUAAAGCAGAGAGUGAAACAAUUGAGAAAGUCAUGUCUUUGUACCCAUUCGUGGCUCAACAUGAUGAUGAACUUAGUUUUCAAGCCAACGAGGUGAUUAAAGUUCUUUCCAAGGAUGAUCCUACUUGGUGGAAAGGGCAACUAGAAUCAAACAAUGCAAUUGGAGUUUUCCCAUCUAAUUAUGUUCAAAGUUUGGCUGAUGCAAAUUUUAGUAGAUACAGUCCAAUAAGUAAUGGUGACCAAUUGAAUGGAAGUUCAAAUGAGCGACAAAAUGAAGACGAACGUCAAAAACCAAUACAAGAAUUGAUUGCAACCGAAGAAGUUUAUGUACAUGAUUUAAAGAAUGUAAUUAGUGUAUUUGAAAAGCCAUUACGGCGAUCCAAUGUGAUAUCGAGUGAAUCAUUAGACACAAUUUUCCUCAACUGGACUAGUUUACUUGAAUUCAACUCUAAAUUUCUGCAAGCUUUACUCGAACGGCGUGCCUAUUAUUUGCAAAAUAGUGAUGGAACUGUUGAACUGAUUGGUGAUAUUAUUGUUGAAUAUAUUCCUGGAAUGAUUGAUAUCUAUAUUGGCUUUUGUAGUCACCAGUUGAAAGCUGCUAAAUUGUUGCAAAAGAAGACUGAGAAUGAUGAAGCAUUCCGAGAAUUGGCAAAAAAAUGCUCAAUGAACAGGAAAACAAAUGGCCUACCAUUAGGAGCUUAUCUGCUUAAACCAAUGCAGAGGAUAACCAAAUAUCCUUUAGUUGUAAAGAAAAUUUUAUCAAAUACUCCAAAUGAUCAUCCAGAUCGUGAAUCUUGCGAACGAGCUUAUGAGUUGGCACAAAAUUUGUGUGAUGCGGUUAAUGAAGCCUGUCGAAGUCAAGAAAAUGAAGAGCGUCUUGAUUGGAUUCAAAAUCACGUUAAAUGUGAAGGCAUCGAUCAAAAUAUUCAUUUCAACUCAAUGACCAAAUUUAUGGGACCACGUUUGAUCUUAAAUUCAGGAUGUUUAACCAAAGUCAACUCUGGCAAAGAAUUAGUCGCCUUUUUGUUCAAUGACUUUUUCCUCUUAACUGUACCUGUUAAUCAAUCUGCUCGUUUCAAUAAUCUUUGGGCUUCUGAAAAGGGAAUGGCUAACUCAUACAGAAUGUACAAAAGGCCAAUAUUUUUAAAUGACAUGGAGCUAGUUGAUGAUGCGACACUCCAAUCAGUUCCCAACGGAAUACUGAACUCAUCACCAUCAUUUACUUCCCCAUUUUCCUCUGAGAACCUGAAUUUCAUUUUGAAGAUAAAAUCAACGGAACGGGUUUAUACUUUCAAAGCGACAUCUAAUAAUGAUCGAAACAAUUGGAUACGCAGUAUAAAUCUGGCUAAGCAUGAAUAUUCAGAAAAGCUUGGUCAACGUAGAAGUCGUUUAAGUUUAUCUUUAAACGAACCUCCAGGAAAUGGUAUCGGUCGAUUACUGGUAACGGUAUUAGAAGCUGUCCAAUUAUUUACUCGUAAUUCAACACUAAAUAGUUAUUGCCGUGUUAGCGUUGGGGACAAAUCUUCCGAUCAAUCAAAAUAUAGACAAAUUUCCGAAACCAAAGUAGCCAGAUCUUGUUUCCCCACCGAAAGAGAUAAAACAAACAACCAUGGAUUGGUGCUAUUUACAGCAAAUUGGAAUUAUUCAAUGCAAUUUAUUCUGAAAGAACCUCUUCAAAAUACUUUUUUAACAUUAGCUUGUUUUGAUGAAGAUCCAUUUGCUCCAGAUUUACUUAUCGGACAAAGCACUCUAUCACUUGACGAUCUUGCGGAAGAGAUUAAAGACACGACUGCUCGACCACUGACCAAAGCAUGUAAACUAAAAUGUGCUGAUAAAAUUGGCAUGAACAUAAACCCAGUCGUCUAUUUGAAAUUAGACUUGCUACUUUUUUAAAUGCUCAAUCUUGAAUGGUUUUCAUUUGCUUUAAGAUUGCUCACUUUAUUAUUUAUUUAUUUUUCUAGCUGUAACAUACUUAGCCACCAACACUUUGUACUUAAUGUGUAGACAACACUUGUCACUUGAUCAUACUCACAAUUCAAUCAUCAUUUAUACCAUUCAAUUAAAUUUGAUUCAAUUACCAUGUAAA